Vitrella brassicaformis is the source of this 2519-nucleotide messenger RNA. NCBI's taxonomy places the organism in Eukaryota, Vitrellaceae. The record is from the annotation of a GenBank genome assembly.
GUCUAUCUAUCGCGCUCUGGUCACACACACACACACACACACAAUCCCCUGUGCGUCUUUUGCCGUGCUGUGCUGAUUUUUCUCCUCCAUGUGUGUGUGUGUCUGUAUGUGUCUGUCUCCGUGGCCGGUCUGUUUUUCAGUGCUCCUGUCUGUCUGUGUGCAUCAGCACGCCACGCCCCUCGUCAGAGAGUCAGAGACGAGGAAUUUUCCUUUCGCCACCCACACACACACACACCGAGGGGACACCUGACUCCAGCAUGAGCGUCUCGUCCCCUCCUGUCUGACUUGUGUGACUGUCUGUGUGGCUGCCUGCCUGUGUGUACUGUGGUACGUGUUGUGUGUGGCUGAGAAACAGAGAGAAGGGAGAAAGAGAGAGAGACUUCCGAUGGUGCUGUCUGUGUGCGUCAGUGUGUUGUGCGGUCUGUGCAACUUUUUUCCAGUGCCUUUGGUGGAUGGAGAGCGAUGAGAGAUCGCCACACACACGCAGAGAGAGAGAGAAAGAGAGAGACGAGGGCCAUUUGACUGACUGACUGACUGACGAGCAUUUUGUGUGGGGACAUCGAGAUCGAUCGUAUCAUCGAAGCAACAACACAAAACACCUCUCGCAAAGACAAUGACGACUCGGUUAGCUCACCACUAGGGUUCAUCGCCACUAGGGUUCGAUAAACCCUACACCCCAGCUCGGGAAGACCACAGGGGUUACAGGGGGUUAGGGUUUCCGGAGUGCAUCCACCGCGCCAAGGACCAACCAACCAACCAAGGAAGAGCAAACGGGGAGUUCGCGAUGGAAAUAGUAUGCGAGAUGUCGGGCAACUAGAUGUCGGGGAUGCGGUUGAAGAUUGUCAUGGACGAGGCCUCUGUGCCGCUGGACGCCAGCCAGGAGCACAGAUAUCGGGAGCCCUUCAUUCUGGUCCCCAGUGAGCUGACCAACGUCGGGUAAGAAACAAAGAGGGAGGAGCGGUGCACACGCAGCCGGCCAUGUCCUUCUGUCUGUCUCUCUGUAUGGCUGACUCUCCAGGGAGUUGGAAUCGCACCUGCAGAACAAGUACGAUUUCCUCGCUGCCCCGAAUGUCCUGUAUCUGUCGGUGAAGGGAGCCGUGGUGGACUCGAAACAGCCACUGGCUAUCUUCCGCGACGAAGAUGUGGUCAAGUGAGCAUGUGAUGAUACUGCAUGUGAAGAAGGCACUCUCCCUUCGCUGCCUGCCCUUUGUGUGUGGUCAGGGUUCACAUCAAGAAGGAGGGCGGACCGGUCAGGCCAGGCGGUCAGGGAUCGCGUGAUCUCUCUGCGAUGGCGGGGAUGCGGCUUCGCAUUCUCAUGAACGAGGCCUCUGCGUGGGUCAGGGAUCGCGUGAUCUCUCUGCGAUGGCGGGGAUGCGGCUUCGCAUUCUCAUGAACGAGGCCUCUGUGCCGCUGGACGCCACCCAGGAGUACCAAUAUCGGAAGAUUUUCAUUCUGGUCCCUAGCGAGCUGACCAACGUGGGGUAAGAAACAAAGAGGGAGCCAUGUGUCUAUUCAUCCAUGUGUCUGUCGGUCUCUCCGUCUGUUUCUCUCUCUGUCCGUUCGCCUGCCUGUGUCGGUCUCUUUAGGGAGUUGAAAUCGUACCUGCAGGACAAGUACGACUUCCUCGCUGCCCCGAAUGUCCUGUGUCUGUCGGUGAAGGGAGCCGUGGUGCCCUCGGAAGAGCCAUUGACUUUCAUCCGCGACGAAACUGUGGUCAGGUGAGCGUCUGACGAUACUGCACGUGAAGAAGGCACUCUCCCUUCGCUGCCUGCCCUUUGUGUGUGGUCAGGGUUCACAUCAGACCUCAAGUCGCUGAGGAGAAAGGCGAGGCGCAGACGGAGGUCGAGUCCGACGAUGAGCAAUCCGACGCCACUGAGUCCGACGAGGACGACGACUUCACCAAGACGCUCGACAAGGUGCUUGACUGGUUCAAGAAGAACAGCGACGCCAUCGCCAGGCUCAGACGGCCUGGUUCUUGUCAGAUAAUGAGGUACAGUGAGUAAUACCAAGGACAAACAGCUGGCCACUGUGUCUUGUCGGUCUCAGUACUUCUGGGGCGUGGCUUCGAGGAUUGUUUCGCUCGUCGCAUUAAUCUCGUCCGUCACCAUCAUCUUCCUGCUCACCGACCCGCUCAAGUCGGAGUGGCAGACCAUCGCCGUCGUCGGCGCAUUGGUGUUCAACUUCUUCGUCACGUUCGUCGUGCGAUACUAGCUGUGGGACUUCACUAGUCGCCGUUCAUGACGCUGCUUACGGCGAGUCUGGGGGACUGAGACGACGACGGAGAUCUCUCCGCGUCACCCAGGUGCUCGCCAAGAAAGAGGGCGAGGCGGAGGACGGCAGAGAAGAAAGCGAUAGCGCCACCGCCAGCGAGAGUCAGCCUCUCCUGCACUGACCGCCUCUAUCCUUCCCUCAGCACCCCCGCAAACAUCAUCAGCGGCAAGGCCUUCAGCUGCAGACGACUCACCGUCAGCGAUAGCGGCUCAGAAGAGAACAAGACAUCGUCCGGUACCCCAAGAACC